AUGGGUCAUUAUGCUGGUGGAGACAUCCAAGGGAACAUCAUGCUUGGCCUUGCCUUUGCUCCUCCUCCCAAUGCUGAGGGCAGUCGGGGGGAGGAGCCCUUGGAGCGGGGGUGGGACGGGUUUAGCCCCCUGCCCAUCGCCGCUGGGCGCGGCAAGCGAGACGCGGGCCAGGCCUGCGCUGCGCUCGGGGAUCGUUUGGUCUGGCCUGGCAGCCCAGGCCGGGUCCAGGCCGGGCGCGAGACGGAUGGAGCCGCAGCAGCAGGCGGAGGCCGCCCCGGCGGGAUCUCCCUGCACGAUUUCUGCGGGCGCGCGGGCGAGCAGCUCGUGCACUUCCACGCCAUGCGGCUGCGGGACUCGCUCUUCCUCUGGGUGGGGGCGGAGCCGGCGCUCCGCAGCCUGGCCGUGGCCAUGUGCAGCCCCCACGACUCAAUUCCAGUGUCUACAUCACUCCUGGGAGAUGCCUCUGACACCACCUCAAAUUCUCUAGCCCAGCGACUAGCCAGGAAGACCAAAAAACAGAUCUUCGUCAGCUACAAUCUUCAGAAUACAGACAGCAGUUUCAUAUUACACAUAGAGAACAGAAUCAAGGAAGAAAUGAUGGCUUUUCCAGAGAAAUUCUAACUUUGCAUCAUUGUAAGCUACUUUGUUACUUUUUUUUUUUUAAAGAAAUAAACUGACUGGGUUUCCAUAUUGACAGACAUUGAGUUAAUAUUUUGGUUUUUACAAAAUUGUUUGGACCAAACUUGAAUAGAACUUAAAGUUUGGAAGAAAUACAUUUUUUGAGUUCCUCUGCUGUGUUAGAGACGGGGUCUGUGGGAUAUGGGGAGGAAUGUUGUGAGUUAAGCAAGAUAUUGUAAACUUGUGUAUGCAUGGAGCUUGACCUACCUGGAAAUUGUAAUCAGGGGAUGGUCUCUGGAUUUUAGUUGCACAUGUAACAUACUAUGUAUCCUAAUUAGAGCAAGAGAAAACAAAUCUCUUCUAGUGCUUCUGUGAAAGCCUGGCAUGCUGUUGUGAAAAAUCAGCAAAUUAAAUAAAAGGAAGUACAUUGAUGUCA
Messenger RNA from Chrysemys picta bellii (western painted turtle), 1054 nucleotides. RefSeq names its product proteasome assembly chaperone 4 (gene PSMG4). Gene Ontology annotation, biological process: proteasome assembly. NCBI's taxonomy places the organism in Eukaryota, Metazoa, Chordata, Testudines, Emydidae. The record is from RefSeq and is a predicted model, not a curated record.